UGCGGUUCCGGUUGAUCCACUUUUGGGAGGCUUGGAAUGUUCAGACGAAGGUGCUUAUCGGCAUCGAAAUGCUUCUCAUCGACGAAGAGGAGAGUGUUAUCCAGGGCUUCAUCCCCUAUGGAAGGAUUGACACAUAUUUGCGUCACAUGAAAACUGGUGCUACAUACCGACUCAACAAGUUUUUCGGAUCAAAGAGCAAGACUAUCUACCGGGUAGCUGAGUCAAGUGUCACUAUUUGCUUCUCAAGUAACUCUGUCCUCUCUGGACUCGAGGACAGUUCGAUCAGCUUUCCUGUAGAUCGGUUCCGGAUUCAUGGACACAAAGAAUUUGAAGCUGGCUCCGACUUGAGAGGUGAUCUUUAUGAUUAUAUUGGCCACAUCAAACUUGUGAAUGGGAAGGUCCCCGGUGACGGUCUUCUGCUUGAUGAGUCAGAGAUAGCAAAAUCUCGCCGAGUUGAGCUUCACGUUCAAACACAUGAGUAAGUUAUUCUAUAUCUUCCUUCAAAUUCACAUAUGGUUUUAUUUACCACAUGAGUUUGUGUUGUUACAGCGAUCCUGUGCUGAAGCUGUACCUCUGGGACAAGGUUGCGUUUGAGUUCUGUGAAAAGUUUAAAGCAUCUGGUGGCACUGCACGCGUUAUCUUGGUCACCACCUUAAACCCGAAAUGGUUUGGAGGCGUCCUAUCUAUAUCUUCUAUGGCGUCUUCACGGGUAUUUCUGGAUGGUGAUGUCGAAGAAACGCUGUUGUACCUCAGCUGGUUGGACUCGAACCUAGAUGUUGCCAGCAGAGUUAACGCAGAGGUGGUCACUAAGCCUGAGUUAGCGACACUGGGAGACCUCUUCUCUUAUAUGAAUCAGGCAUCCGCUAAGGUUGCUUGGUUUGAGUGCACAGCAACAAUUUAUGAUGUCGUGAACGGUUCUGGAUGGUAUUAUAUAGGCUGCGGUGUGUGCCAUACUAAGGCAACAAAAGGUCCUACAACGCUUAUGUGUAAGAAAUGUGGGAAGAGUGAGAUCGUCGGUGUGCCGCAGUAUCUAUCGAAGCUCUCUGUAUAUGACCAUAGCGAUCAAGCCGUUUUUGUUGUCCUUGGUGAUGCUGGUGAGGAAUUGACUGGAAAGAAAGCUGCUGAGUUGGUGGAGCGAUAUUACGAGGCCAAUGAUAGUGUGGGAGAGGAUCACAUAGUUCCAGUGCCUCAAGCCAUGAUUGAUACCAUCGGACAGACCCGGAAGUUCAUUGUGAAGGUAUCAACCCACAACCUGACUGCCAAGACCCAAACUUUAACUGUGACAAAAGUGCUCCCACUUGAAGCCCCAGAACCCGAAGGCAACGUAGGAGUGAACGUUGGUAAGGAAGGUGAUAGUGAGAGUGAGGAUCAUGCAGAUAAGUUGGUGAAAAGGGGUACUGAUGGGAUUGAGUCGGAAGGUGUGAAGCGUGCCAAAUGUGGCUAAUGAAGUUGUCUUUACUGGAAUUGUUUUGUUUAAUGCUAAGCUUGGUUUUUUUUUUCUGGAUUUGUGUUUGCAGUUUUAACAAACUUUGCUAUGAUCUCUUUUGCUAAUAAUAUCUAUUAUUAAUCUCUU
Messenger RNA from Brassica napus (rape), 1573 nucleotides. Its product is annotated as replication protein A 70 kDa DNA-binding subunit E-like. Gene Ontology annotation, molecular function: DNA binding. The record is from RefSeq and is a predicted model, not a curated record. The coding region runs from base 530 to 1444 and encodes 304 amino acids. NCBI's taxonomy places the organism in Eukaryota, Viridiplantae, Streptophyta, Magnoliopsida, Brassicales, Brassicaceae. Gene Ontology annotation, cellular component: nucleus. The transcript has 8 exons. Gene Ontology annotation, biological process: DNA repair; DNA replication; DNA recombination.